Messenger RNA from Hibiscus syriacus, 754 nucleotides. RefSeq lists its product as uncharacterized. The record is from RefSeq and is a predicted model, not a curated record. Gene Ontology annotation, biological process: rRNA processing. Gene Ontology annotation, cellular component: small-subunit processome; nucleolus. The transcript is spliced from 5 exons. Bases 1 to 549 code for a protein of 182 amino acids. Lineage: Eukaryota; Viridiplantae; Streptophyta; Magnoliopsida; Malvales; Malvaceae.
AUGAAAAGCAAGGCCAUUAACUUCUUUGCUGGACUUAAAGCUGUUGCCCUACUCUAUAUAAUGGGGAAUAAUCAUAUCAACGUUCUUUUGCCGCAAAGGGAAACCCUACAAAAUGGGGCCAUACGAAGGUGGUGGGACCACAAGAUUCUUGAUCCAAUGGCCAUCAAUGGUGGGAUAGGGUGUAAUAGUCUAAUAGAUAUUCUACUGUUUUGGACACAGAAUUUUGACGAAGUUGUUGGAGAUCCCGGUUCAAACACAACAUACGAUGUUGCUAUUUUUGUUUCUGACUCACGGAGAAAGAUGAAAGGUGGGAAUGGAGUUGGAUCAAAUGCCAGAAAGUUGCCAGAAGUCAAGGAACCUAUUGCGCAUAAUCAAGACAUGCAGGAGGGAGACGAGGGAAGUGAUUCAGAGAGCGAACAACAAAUGGUUGAUGGUAUUUUGACUUCAGGCCCCAAGGAAUCAUAUGAACUCCCUUCUCAAUCAGAGCUCAUUCGACUUGCUUUCGCUGGGGAUGAUGUCCAAGAAGAAUUUGAAAAGGAUAAGAUCUAGAAUGAGGAGAACCCUGAACCAGAUAAACCUGUUUUGCACCCGGGUUGGGGUCAAUGGACUGAUGUACAGCAAAAAAAAAAAAAAAUUUGCCUUCAUGGAUGCUUAAAGAACAUGAAGAUGCUAAGCGGAAGAGGGAAGAAACUCUUAAGAGAAGGAAAGAUGCACACCUUAAGCAUGCCAUUAUCUCCGAAAAGGUGGAUAAAAA